Messenger RNA from Trifolium pratense (red clover), 4010 nucleotides. RefSeq names its product probable LRR receptor-like serine/threonine-protein kinase At3g47570. Lineage: Eukaryota; Viridiplantae; Streptophyta; Magnoliopsida; Fabales; Fabaceae. Gene Ontology annotation, molecular function: ATP binding; protein kinase activity; protein binding. The record is from RefSeq and is a predicted model, not a curated record. Gene Ontology annotation, biological process: protein phosphorylation. The coding region runs from base 42 to 3134 and encodes 1030 amino acids. The transcript is spliced from 2 exons.
UACUUAGCACCAAAAGUAAUUAACACUUUCUAGCUACUAAGAUGAAGCACAUGUUACAUGCAUUUUUCUCUGUGUGCCUUAACUUAUUACUACUAUAUAAUUUAAUCUUACUUUGCUUUUGCACCAAGAAAACUACUUAUGCAUUAGGAAAUGAUAGUGAUUACUUAUCAUUGCUCAAAUUCAAGGAAGCAAUAUCCAAAGACACAAAUAGAAUCUUUGAGUCUUGGAAUAGUUCUACACAAUUUUGCAAGUGGCAUGGAAUCACAUGCAUGGAUCAAAGAGUUAUAGAGUUGAAACUAGAAGGAUAUCAAUUGCAUGGAACCAUAUCACCUUAUGUUGGUAAUCUUUCUUUUCUAACAAAUUUCAAUCUCAUGAACAAUAGUUUCUAUGGAACAAUUCCACAAGAAUUGUUUCAUUUAGUAAAACUACAAAAACUUUACCUUACCAAUAACUCAUUGGUUGGUGAAAUUCCAACAAAUUUAUCAAGUUUGUUGAAUCUCAAAAGCUUAUUUUUGCAAGGGAAUAAUCUUGUUGGUAGAAUACCAAAUGAAAUUGGUUCUCUUAGGAAGCUACAACAAAUGAAUAUUUGGAACAAUAAUUUAACAGGUGAAAUUCCAUCAUCUAUAGGGAAUCUUUCAUUUCUUAUAAAUUUUAAUGUUGGUUCUAAUAACUUAGAGGGAAAUAUUCCACAAGAAAUAUGUCAUUUGAAGAAUUUAGAAACUAUCUCAUUAGGUAUAAACAAAUUAUCUGGUAAACUUCCACUCUGUCUUUAUAACAUGUCAUCUCUUACUAAAAUUUCUGUUGACUUAAACAAAUUUAAUGGCUCUCUUCCACCAAACAUGUUCCAUACUCUUCCGAAUCUCGAAACACUUUUCAUCGGUGGGAAUCAAAUCUCCGGUCCAAUCCCGGCUUCCAUCACAAAUGCAUCUGGCUUAAGAGCAUUUGAUGUUACUGUAAACAAAUUCAUUGGUCAAGUUCCAAGUCUUGGGAAGCUAAAAGAUCUUCAUCUUCUAGGUUUGUCUCAGAACAAUCUUGGAAGCAACUCUAGUAAUGAUUUGGAGUUUGUAGAGUCAUUGGAAAAUUGUAGUAAGUUGUAUGUGAUUGAUAUAUCUUACAACAAUUUUGGAGGUCCUUUACCGAAUUCGUUAGGAAAUAUGUCUAACAAACUCAACAGUCUAUAUCUUGGGGGAAAUCAUAUAUUAGGAAAAAUUCCGGCAGAAUUAGGAAAUCUAGUUAACCUAUAUCUCUUUACCGUGGAAGAUAACCGUUUUGAAGGGACGAUUCCUGAUACUUUUGCGAAGUUUCAAAAGUUGCAAGUGUUAGAAUUGAGUGGGAACCAAUUGUCAGGAAAUAUACCGGCGUUUAUAGGAAACCUCGGUCAGUUGUUUUAUUUGGGUUUAGGACAUAAUAUGUUAGAAGGAAAUAUUCCACCAAGUAUAGGAAAUUGCCAAAAGUUAUACCACUUAGACCUUUCGCAAAAUAAUCUUCGAGGAACCAUACCGAUAGAGGUUUUUAGUCUCUUUUCAUUAACAAAAUUGUUGGACUUGUCGGGAAACUCAUUGAGCGGUAGUCUACCACAGGAAGUAGGCAAGCUAGAAUAUACCGAAAUGCUGAAUUUCUCUGAGAAUCAUUUGUCUGGUGAUAUUCCUGGAACCAUCGGAGAAUGUGUUAGCUUAGAGUACCUUUAUUUGCAAGGAAAUUCCUUCAAUGGAGUCAUACCUGCCUCUUUGGCUUCACUAAAAGGUCUUCAACAAUUAGACCUAUCACGAAACAGCUUGUCUGGAUCAAUUCCUAAAGGUAUACAAAAUAUUUCUUUCCUACAAUACUUCAAUGUAUCUUUUAACAUGUUGGAAGGCGAGGUACCAACUGAAGGUGUCUUUCGAAAUGCAACUGAGGUGGCGGUUACGGGAAACAAUAAUCUUUGUGGAGGUAUUUCAAAACUGAACCUACCUCCAUGUCCCUUAAAAGGAAAGAAACAUGAAAAACAUCAUGAUUUCAAGUUGAUAGCGGCGAUAGUUAGUGUGGUUUCUUUUCUUCUUAUACUUAUAAUUAUCCUAACUAUCUACUGUAUGAGGAAAAAAAACAAGACACCUUCUUUUGAGUCGCCGACAAUUGGCCUUAUGGUUAAGAUUUCAUAUGAAGACUUGUACAAUGGAACCGACGGAUUCUCAACCAGAAACUUGAUAGGAUCUGGAAAUUUUGGCUCUGUCUACUUAGGAAGUCUCGAGUCAGAGGAUAAAGUUGUAGCCAUAAAAGUUCUAAAACUUCAAAAGAAGGGAGCUCACAAGAGUUUCAUUGCUGAAUGUAACGCGCUGAAAAAUAUUAGACACCGAAAUUUGGUUAAGAUUUUGACAAGUUGUUCCAGUACAGAUUUCAAAGGUCAAGAAUUCAAAGCCCUUGUUUUCGAGUACAUGAAAAAUGGAAACUUAGAAAGUUGGUUGCAUCCAUCAAAAGAAAUUGCAGGUCCACAAAAUACAUUGAACCUUGCACAAAGGUUAAAUAUUAUUAUUGAUGUUGCUUCAGCAUUUCAUUACCUUCAUCACGAAUGUGAGCAACCGGUCAUUCAUUGUGAUUUAAAGCCUAGCAACAUUCUUCUUGAUGAUUCUAUGGUAGCUCAUGUGAGUGAUUUUGGCAUAGCGAAAUUGCUCCCGAGUAUUGGAGUCUCCUUGAUGCAAAAUAGCACAGUUGGAAUAAAGGGGACUAUUGGUUAUGCUCCUCCAGAAUAUGGAAUGGGAUCUAAGUUGUCGAUUGAAGGCGAUAUGUAUAGCUUUGGAAUUCUAGUUUUAGAAAUGUUAACCGGAAGGAGACCUACUGACGAAAUGUUUGAAGACAGUCAUAGUCUUCACAAUUUUGUUAAAAUUUCGAUUUCAAAUGACCUUUUGCAGAUUGUAGACCCAACCAUUGUCCACAAUGAAUUGGAACGAGCUACCGACAGUGAGAAUCUUGGCGUUAUGCAUUCUAAUGCAGAGAAAUGUCUAUUUUCGCUUUUUAGUAUUGCACUUGCUUGUUCAAUGGAAUCACCGAAAGAAAGAAUGAGUAUGGUUGAAGUCAUAAGAGAGGUUAAUAUAAUCAAAAGUUUCUUUCCUACUGAAGGUUUAAUAGAAAAAGCUGCAUUACAAACACAAAAAGUAUGAUGUUUUUUGUUUUUGUAAAUAAACUAUUCAGAAGUCCAUGAAAUGAUAUUCCAAUUCAGCAUGUGAUGGAUUUAAGUUCUUUCAUUUUUUAUCAUAUAGUUUUCAAAUAAUAAGAAAUGGACAACAGAUUAGUCUGUUAAAAACUAUAGACAUAUCAAUUUGCUUCUAUACUAAGUAAGGAUGUAGUUAUAACAGUAACAUUAGAAAAAGUGGUUAAACAAAAGCUCUAAAUAGUUAAAAGUUCUAAAUAUGAAGUAUUGUCUCCACUAGAAUGAAGACACUUCGUCUUUUUUGAAACCUUAUGAAGCACGAACUUGGACACAGAUACGUACAUUACGAUACGACACAGGUAAUAUCCAAAAUACAGAAUUUCAGGACACUGCAUGCAUAGUUAUUGUGAAGAUUAACUUAAAAUUAGGAAUUCAGAAGUCUGCAAGUUCCAGGAUGCACCGGUACAUACUUCAGAUGAACCGAUAUAUACGUCUGGCAGGACGGAUCUGAAACUUACAUGAACCAAUAUAUGUGAGGAAUGUACCGAUACAUGCGUGCGAGAUUCUGCAUACAAGUGCAAAGAUCCUGUUUCGUUUUAAAGCAGAUUUGGUCCUAGGCUUUUAUAUUUCUAUAUAUUGAGAGCAUGUAAACAUGUAGAAAAAAAAGGAUGUAUUGUCAACACUCAAACUGGGGUUUAUAGAAAUUCUCUUGGCAAAAACACAAGAGUUGAGAUUGAAUUAUCAUUUGAUUCACUUUGAAGGGCACUAUAUCAAAUUGAGUCUCUUGGUCAUAAGGAGAUAUUCAAAAUAGGGGUAGAAUUAAAUUUGAAGACUGAUUUUUGUAAUUCCUUUGGAAUCUUUUGUGUAAUGUUACUCUUUUGAACGA